Myxocyprinus asiaticus (Chinese sucker) is the source of this 694-nucleotide messenger RNA. RefSeq lists its product as uncharacterized. The record is from RefSeq and is a predicted model, not a curated record. NCBI's taxonomy places the organism in Eukaryota, Metazoa, Chordata, Actinopteri, Cypriniformes, Catostomidae. Bases 90 to 443 code for a protein of 117 amino acids. The transcript has 4 exons.
CGCCCUGCAGGUGGUAUCAAGCUGAAACCAGAUCUUGAGGAUGUAAAGUGCAGUAAACACCAUCUGACUUCAGUCAGAACUGCAUCAUCAUGGAGUUAGAUCUGGGCGCAGCACUUGGAGAUGAUAAGGUGAAGAAAGAAGAGGGCACAGAGGUGGAGGGAAAAAAGGAGAAAACUAAAGACAAGAGCAAAUAUAAGGACAAAAGCAAAGAUAAAGACAAGAGUGAUUCCAAAGAUAAACACAAGGAUAAAGAACAUAAAGACAAGGAUAAAGAACAUAAAGACAAGGAUAAAGAACAUAAAGACAAGCAUAAGGAUAAAGAACAUAAAGACAAACACAAGGACAAAGAGCAUAAAGAUAAAAACAAGGAUAAAGAACAUAAAGAUAAAGAGAAGAAGAAGAAGAAAGAUAAGGAACACAAGAAGGACGGUGAUAAGGACUAAAACAAGGCUGAAGACGUAAUACCUCCAGAAACAAAGUAUAAAAUACCUUAUAAUGUGGUUUUUACAGAGAAACACAAUAUUUUAAAUCUUUUGUCAUUUAGGAAACAAAUAUACACUUGAGGUCUUCAUGGAAGCUGUUCUGAGAUGUAAUUUUAAGACCCUCCACCAGGUGGAGCUACUUACCUGUAAAAUCUUCAUUGAAUGUUUUACGUACUGAAACACUGUAAUAAAUGAGACAGAAUUGGUAAUUA